AUGGAUGCCCAUGAAAGAUCUACUUUUUCUUCCCCUACUACUACUGAGAUUCCUGAAAUUCAGACUAUAAUAGAUAGGGCUGAUCUUUCUGACUUAGGAUUCUCUGGUAAUAAGUUUACUUGGAGUAAUAGGCAGUCUGAAGUUGAUUGUAUCUACGCUAGGUUAGACAUGGCUCUUGGUAAUGGUUACUUGCUCAAUCAAUAUGGUUCUUCAAGAGUUCACCAUAUUGAUACUAUUGGCAGUGACCAUAUACCCAUUAUCUUGGAGACUAAUCCUUUGUCUUAUCAAGGUAGUAAGCCUUAUAAAUAUUUCAAAUGUUGGAGUAGUGAUCCUUCUGUUAGAGAGAUUAUUUCUAAUGCCUACUCUAAGGAAGUCAGGGGAUCUUCCCCAUUUCAACUCACCAACAAACUAAGGUUCAUUAAACAUGACCUUAAACUUUGGAAUAAUCAACAUUUUGGUAAUAUAAAUAAUAAAGUGAAAUAUAUUAACAGUUAUCUCAAUGAUCUUACUAAUCUUCCUCAUUCCCCAGAGAAUGUGGAAUUGAUUAAACAAGUAGAGUUUGACUUAGAUCAUUGGCAAAAAGUUCAAGAAGACUUUUAUGCUCAAAAAUCUAGACAAGAGUACUUCAGAUCCUUUGACAGGAAUACUGGUUAUUAUCAUAAUUAUGCCAACAGAAGAAAACACUUUAACCAUAUAAGUGCUCUUAAGUUGGAUAAUGGGCAGUGGGUUAAUGAGAGAGCUGAUCUUGAAACCCUUUUGAUAAACCACUUCAGUUCAAUAGGAACUACUUCUAAUCCUUAUAGAAAUGUGGAAUUACUUAAUUGCAUUGACCCAUGCAUUUCUGAUAUUGACAAUCUUAACUUGCUUAGACCUGUUACUAAGCAGGAAAUUGUUGAUACUAUAAACCAAAUGACACCCUGGACUGCGCCAGGGCCGGAUGGUUUUCCACCUGGUUUCUAUAAGGAAAAUAUUGAUCUUUUAAUCAAUGAUUUAUGGAAAACUGUCAAUAGUUUCUUUGAAUCUAAACAUUUGUUUAAAGAGAUGAAUCACACUUUUCUAUCUUUAAUUCAAAAAACAGAUAACCCAUCUAGUCCCUCUGAAUUCAGACCUAUUUCUUUAUGUAAUUCUAGUUAUAAAAUUAUUUCUAAGAUUAUUGUAAAUAGAAUGAAACCAUUAUUAAGCAAAAUGAUAAGCCCUUAUCAAGCUGCAUAUGUCCCUACAGGAACAUACAUGAUAAUGUCAUAA
Papaver somniferum (opium poppy) is the source of this 1245-nucleotide messenger RNA. RefSeq lists its product as uncharacterized. Bases 1 to 1245 code for a protein of 414 amino acids. The record is from RefSeq and is a predicted model, not a curated record. NCBI's taxonomy places the organism in Eukaryota, Viridiplantae, Streptophyta, Magnoliopsida, Ranunculales, Papaveraceae. The transcript has a single exon.